Striga asiatica is the source of this 3338-nucleotide messenger RNA. NCBI's taxonomy places the organism in Eukaryota, Viridiplantae, Streptophyta, Magnoliopsida, Lamiales, Orobanchaceae. The record is from the annotation of a GenBank genome assembly.
CUUUUGCCGUGGUAGGCCAUUGGCCUCGACGCGACCGUACGGCAACAGCUCGUCUCUGCCAUUUAUUCGACCAUCACACGGCCUUUCGAUCUUCCCUCGGUGUGUUGAAGCCGAGCUGCGAGCUGCUGCCGCUGAGUUUUUCCUUCUCACCAGAGCGCCUCCUCUAGAAGUAGAAUCGACUCUCCUCUUCCCUUUUCUCUUUGAAACUCGUCGUGGUCGUGACUGCUUGGGAUCCGCCUCCAGAGACAUGCGGACCCCAUGGCUUAUGGAUUGUGAAUUUAAGCCAUAUGGUUCUCAAAUCGGUGGCCAAGGCAGAGCCUACUGUGUUGUGGUGCUACAAGGACUUGCUCGAAGUUACCAGAUAAAACAGAGGCUGAAAUUAAGGAAGAAAAGCACAUGUUUGCCCAUCUGGCUAAAGAAAUUAUAAGUACAAAGACACAAAGAGCUCAUUCAGGAGCCAAAUUUUCGAAAUUGAUGAAGAUGAAUAGUGUGAUAGUACUGUUUAGCUUGUUGGGAAAAUUUUUUGCAACCCUUUUCCUAUCUUUGCAGUUUUCAAUUCACAUGUUUUCCCUUGUGUCUCAAGAAACUAGAAAGACGGAGGCUCAAAGAGCUAGUCUGAGAGCCCAGUUGCUAAAUUUUUGCCGCAUGGACGACAAACAGUCAAUGGCCUGGGGAUGGCUGUCAUUUUUUCCACUUAUCUCAGAUGCCCUAUCCACUACCAGAUACAUUGCUUUUAUAACUGUGGUCUAUUCUACAAAUUUGAUAAUUAAAUCCUCGGAAUCAAGUUCUCCACCUAAACCCUCUGAGAAACUUUUUUGGGCAAUAUGAAUGUAAAAUGAGUGUAUGGUCUUACCUCCUAGAUGGAUUUGAUAGAAGAUGGGAGCUUGAGCCAUGAGAAAUGUAAGUAAUAGGUAAAGUGAAGACAAUGGCUACUGCAUCCCUAGUUGAACUAGCAUGAGACCCAGGAUGGUUGCCUUAAUUUGGUCGCUCACCAAAAAGUUCAUUCACAUUAUACAAUGUGCUGAAAUCGAGCCCAACAUCCAAACCGUUGAGACCCUCUUCAAGUGUCAUGUUUUUCAUGUAUGCCAGCCAUGGGGGGUUCAAGAAAAGGUAAACGGAAGAACAAAGGAAAAUCUAAACCAAAUAAAUCUGAGACCGCCGAACAAAAGUCUGAAGCACUCAACCCUAAGCUUGAUCUAGGGCAAGCAUUGAGCAACAACCCCAAUGGGCCUUCUAAUAUUGAGGACGAGAGUCAUCAGACAGACACGAAUUUUAAUUCCGCCUCAAACACUCCCAUGAAUCUGGAGGUCAACUUCGAGGGAUUUCUGUACAUAAAGCUCAAUCAAGCAUAUAAUACGGUUCUAGAACGUCUCUUGACCUUAGGAUACAGUAAACCCGAUGUAGAAAUAGCUAUCCUGAAUGCUGGAUACGUUAAUGGGCAUACAGACCUUGUGAAUAAGGUCAUACACAACGUCAUUGGUUUUAUUGAGGAAGUCUUUAACCCGACUACAGAACCUUUUGACGACAUGGAUGAGUUAUGUAAAACUAUGCUUGAAGAAAUGGUUAAUUAUGUCAUGCAGACACGACCUGACAUGCAAAGGUCCGAAGCUGUGCGGCAUCUUUUAGUCAUGAGGUGGGACUUCCUCUCGUCUGCCAAUACAACUUGCAGCCACUGUGAAACUGAGGAUCCAUGUAUCUUUGAGAAUCUUUUCUCUGAGAAAACUCAAUCCAGUUUGAAGAAUGAUUCAUUGUUUAAGAAAAUGGGAAGUUUUAAACCUAUGGAUCAUUUUGGUGAUACAGAGGAUGAUUUAAGUAUGCUUGCUAUCCCAAGCACCAGUGGAGAAAAAUCAGAGGUAUCGCGUAUUUUAAGAGGGUCAGUGUUGGAAGAAAGCUCUGAUGGUUUAAAAACACGAAUGAUUGCUGAUAUGGUGACUCAAAUCAGGGGCUUACAGGUGGAGUUGAAGUGUCGAACAGUGUGGGCCCAGCAGAAAGUGAUUGACUGGGCAAAAAAGGUGACUGCAACCGCUUUGGAGCUUCAAGAGCUACAGAUGUUUGAAGGUGAAGGGGUCAAGGGAAAAAGUAAAGACGAGAAAACGCAUCUGAUGAUGUCCAUUGUGAAGCUGCGGGAAAAAGAGAAAUCUGUCGAGCAAGCAAACCGCGAGGCAAGUAUUGCGGAAAAUGCUGUGAAGAAGAUGGAACUUGAGAAUAGCAAAAUUAGAGCUGAGAUUGAAGGAUUUAAGCUGAAUAAUUUGGAAUCCAAGAAGGAAUUGAAGAAAGUUGCCAAGAGAGAGAAAAGGCGCUUGAAAAGGCUUGUGGAGCUUGAGAGGCAGACUAAUGUUUUGCGCUUAGAGUGUGAUGAGGAGAAACAGAGGACUUUGCAGCUGAAAGAGGAGUUGGCUAAAGUUGAGAAACAAGCUGAGGAUGCUGAGGAGAAGUGGAAGCAGGAAGUUAAGUCAAAGGAGCACAUUCUGGCUCUUGUGGCUCAAGAAACUAAGAAUGUGGAAGACCAAAAAGCCAGCUCGACUGCCCACCUUGAAAAACUGCGGCAGCAACUCAAAUCAGACAUUCAGCAGGCACAGGAAAAACGCCUAGCGCUCGAAGACGAGCUGUCCAGUCUCCGCAAAUCUCUUCCGGUUGAGGAUUUAUUGCCAGAGAACUUGGAUUUCUUGUACUGCUAUGAAAAAUCGUCAUCAAAGACUGUGGACCACUGGACAUGCAUCAUUUGCAUGGUAAAUGAGGUGAGCGUACUUUUCUUGCCUUGCAAACACCAGGUGGUUUGCUUUCCGUGCUAUGAACGGAACUGCAAAGUAGUGGGGCCCAACUGCCCGUAUUGCCGUGCUGAGAUUGAGGAGGUGGUCAAAGUGUAUGGUCAUGGUGUGUGAAUCAGAGCUGUAGGUGUGGAAUUCAUGGGGUGUUUGAAGGGAUAUAUAGGGAGAAAGAGAAGCUCUGUUUGGUGGCUUAAUUUGGUUGUGUGUGGAUUUUCAUGUUUUCUGUUUUGGAUUGGUUUUCUUUAAAUUGUUGUUUGUUUGUGUCUGUGUGUGUUGGUUGGGAAAACCAGUGUGGUGAUGAAACUUUGAGAUUAUGCCUUGAGAUGGAUAAGUUUGAACAAUUCGAAUCCAUGAAACUGCAGCUGACUUUGAAUCGAAUUUUUCCCCAGUUAUGCUUGUCCAUUCGAUCUAAAAAUUUACAGGCUAUUUCUUGUAUGAAUGAUGAAUGUGUAUGUCAAAUUUCAGAUUAUUUUGAUAAGUAUAGCAUGUUGUGGAACAAUUUGAAGUCUGAUGUGUAAUUCGAUUCAUAUCCCCUGUUUUUAACUUCAACUUUGAGACGAUAUAUCUCAG